This is a messenger RNA of Lactuca virosa, 2072 nucleotides long. The record is from the annotation of a GenBank genome assembly. Lineage: Eukaryota; Viridiplantae; Streptophyta; Magnoliopsida; Asterales; Asteraceae.
GUACUGAGUCGGGAGUUAAAAACCCUGUACGAACGUCGUGUAUCGCUCUCUCCCAACCUCCUCGCACUCAUCCCUCACCUAUUUCUCCCAUAAUACUUCACCCUCGCAGCUCGGAAGAUGAAACCUGAAACCAGAAUCGAGCCACAGAGCAGCAUGAUAAAUUCGGAAUUCUGAAUUCGAAGUUAUAGAAAUGCUCUUGAGACUUGAUAGUGAAAGAAAAACUAUACUGUGAUGAAGUUUGAUGCUACCAUGGUGCAUUUGUUAUGUGCAAUGUGUUAAGUGUGUUAAUUAUUGAGAACUGUAUCUUCAUUUUUGUGGCAAUAUGGAAAAUCGAGAGGCAAAUGGAUCAUGUUUUUGGUUGGAGGAAUCUAAUGAUCAUGAGCAAACACCAAUCCCCAUGAAGCAUAAAAGAAAAGUAAAGGCAAAAACAGAGUUUGUUGGAUGGGGUUCCAAAUCUUUAAUUGAGUUUCUCCAAUCAAUUGGCAAAGACACUGAUGAACAGCUCUCUGAGAGAGAUGUGAAUGCCAUUAUAAUUGAAUAUGUGCACACAUUAAAUCUUUUCCACCAAACAAAAAAGAAAAAAGUUGUAUGUGAUGAAAGGCUUCGAUCUCUUUUUGGAAAGAAAUCAAUACCUCGAAUCAAAAUCCAAGAUUUGCUAAAAUCCCAUUUUGCUGAUAAUCAUCAAUCCUCUGAAGAUGAUUAUUUGUAUAGUUCAGAUGAAUAUGAAGAUUCCAAUAUAACAUACAAGAAACAGAAGGUGUUAGAUUCAGAGAAGAAAGCUCAAACUCCCUCUCAAAAGAAAAAAACACCCAUGAGCUCUUUUGCAGCUAUUAUCCCCGAAAAUAUAAAGCUUUUAUAUUUAAAAAAGAGUUUAAUUCAAGAGCUCAUUAAACACCCCGAGAGUUUUGAAGAAAAACUAUUGGGUAGUUACAUAAGGAUAAAAUGUGACCCAAAUGAUUACUCUCAAAAAAACUCCCAUCAACUUCUUCCCAUUACAGGGGUAAAAUUGGUAACUGGAAAUAAUGAUGAACCACAAGACAUUCUCCUUCAAGUUCCAAACAUGGUCAAAGACAUAACUAUAAACAUGUUGUCUGAUCACGACUUUUCUAAGGAAGAAUGUGAUGAUUUAUGUCAAAAAGUUAAGGAUGGGUUGCUAAAGAGACCCACUGUUGUGGAAGUUGAGAAGAAGGCACAUCUUUUGCAUGAGGAUAUAAUAAAACACUGGCUUCCUAGAGAACUAAGCUAUCUACAAAACCUCAUAGAUCGUGCAAAUGAGAAGGGGUGGCCUGUUACAUUGUAUGAGUAUUUAGAAAGAAGGAAUCUGCUUCAAAAACCUUCUGAACAGUCAAAGUUGUUGACCGAGGUCCCAAAGGUGACUCCAGAUGCACUAGAUCCACAAGAUAUACAAGACUUAUGUAGUCCAGAUGCUGCAGAUACAGAACAAGUGGUGGAUCUUGUUGAAGCUAAUGAAGGCAAUCAACAGCCAGUGGAGAACGGGGGUAUUAAAGUAAUUUCACAUGUAAAUUCAGGAGAAAAAGUAACCACAGGAGGUUUCGAGUGGGUUGAAUCCGUGAAGAUUUGUGACAUCAAAAGUCCAAGUGACACAUUGGUGGAAUUAAACAACAAUGUGACAAAUGUGAUUGAGCUAAGUGAUGAUGAAGAUGAUGAUAAUAAUAAUAAUAAUAAUAAUAAUAAUAAUAAUAAUAAUAUUAAGACACAAGGAAAUGUAAUACAAGAGGGAAAUGUGUGUGAUGUAUCCCUUCAACAAUGGUUUUAUUUGGAUCCACAAGGAAAAAUCCAAGGCCCUGUUUCAAGAAUCGAGUUGAAAUGCUGGAGUGAUGCGGGCUACUUCCAGCCUGAUUUUAAGGUGUGGAAAGACGGUCAGGUGCCCGAGAGUGCUGUCUUGUUGACCGAUAUGCUUUCGGACAGUUUUUAGUAAUUGAGUUCGGGCAGUUGUAGUGAUUGAUAGGAAUGGUUUUUUAUUUAGAGAUUAUACUUAAUACCCGAGGGUACAUUGCCAUUUUGUCAUCUUUUUGUGGGUGAGUUUUCUUAUUUUUAGGUUUAAAAUGUUU